Messenger RNA from Manihot esculenta (cassava), 3249 nucleotides. Its product is annotated as disease resistance protein RUN1. The record is from RefSeq and is a predicted model, not a curated record. NCBI's taxonomy places the organism in Eukaryota, Viridiplantae, Streptophyta, Magnoliopsida, Malpighiales, Euphorbiaceae. Bases 266 to 3103 code for a protein of 945 amino acids. Gene Ontology annotation, biological process: defense response. Gene Ontology annotation, molecular function: protein binding; ADP binding. The transcript is spliced from 5 exons.
AGAUUACUUUAUUCCUGGCCUGGAAAAUCAGUAGUAAUGCUGUGAACUUCUCUUUUUCUUCAAAACUUCAAAGGAAGAAUCUAAGAUGAUCUAACCAAGCUUGGUCUCUGUUUCUGUGAAUUGAAAUCCCGUCACGAGUAUCCCUUCCAGCUUGAGCUAUUGUUUCUGCUGCUGCUACUUGCAUACAUACACAUCACAAAAUAUGUCAGCUGCAACAAAAUUAGAGAUGUUCUUGCGUGUACAGCAAGAAAAUUAGCAAGGCAAAAUGCAGCUAAUUAGGGUUGAUUCUGAGAGUGGUAAAGAAAUCACUUCAUGUCCUUCGACUCCUCAAAAUGAUUUGGUGGGAAUGGAUUUACGUCUACAAGAGUUAAGCUCAUAUGUGGGUAUAGGAUCUGAUGAUGUUCUUUUUAUAGGAAUAUAUGGGAUGGGAGGAAUAGGAAAGACAACUAUGGCUAAAACUUAUUACAAUUUGAUGUCUUGCCAAUUUGAGGGCAAGGCUUUUCUUGCCAAUGUCAGGGAAAUUUACUCGAAACGCGGCAUACUGUCUUUGCAAGAACAGCUUCUCUCAGAAAUCCUUGGAGAGAAAGUGAAAAUAUGGAAUAUGUAUAGAGGAAUGAACAUGAUAAAAAGUAGGCUACGCUUCAGAAGGGUCUUGAUUGUGAUUGAUGAUGUGAAUCAAUUAAAUCAGUUGCUGGAAUUAGCAGGGGAAAGCAAUUGGUUCGGUUCAGGAAGUAGAAUCAUCAUAACUACCAGAGAUGAACAUUUGCUUGUCAGUCAUGGUGUGGAUCAAUUAUACAAGGCUAAGGAAUUAAAUCAAACUGAAGCUCUUCAACUUUUUAGUUUAAAGGCUUUUAAAGAUAGCAAGCCCCCAGAAAACUAUCUGAAUUUGUCAGCUAGUUUUGUAGAUUAUGCUAAUGGCCUUCCAUUAGCUAUUGAAGUUUUGGGUUCCUUUUUGUUUGGGAAGACUUCAAAUGAAUGGAGAACUGCAUUAGAUAGAAUCAGAGAAAAUCCCAGAAAAGAAAUCUUGGAUAUACUUCAAAUAAGUUUUGAUGGACUAGAGGAAAUAGAAAAACAAAUAUUCUUGGAUAUAGCAUGUUUCUUCAAAGGAAAGAAACAAGAUUGGAUUAAAGAAAUACUGGACAGCUGUGGUUUCUACCCUGAGAUUGGAAUAAGAGUUCUCAUUGAUAAAUCUCUCAUAACUAUCAUGGGAGAAAAAUUAUGGAUGCAUGAUUUGCUACAAGAAAUGGGUCGGAAACUGGUUCGACAAGAAUCCCCAAAGGAGCCAGGACAACGUAGUAGGCUAUGGCUUUAUAAGGAUAUCUUCCAUGUCAUGUCAAAUAAUACGGGAACAGAAGAUGUUGAAGGCAUAGUCCUGGAGUUGCCAGAAGCAGAAGGGGCAGAACUUAAUGCUAAAGCUUUCCUGAAGAUGAAAAAACUCAGAUUGCUGAUAUUUCGUAAUGUGGAGUUUUCACAUAGCCUGGAAUAUCUUUCCAGUGAGUUACGGUUUCUGAAAUGGCAUGGAUAUCCUUUCAAAAGUUUGCCCUCAAAUUUCCAGUCGAAAGAACUUGUCAAGCUUAACAUGUGCUUCAGCCGGGUUGAACAACUCUGGGACGGCGUUAUGCAAUUUAACAUGCUCAAAAUCAUGAAACUUAGUCACUCCAAAAAUCUUGUCAAGACACCAGAUUUUAGAGGGACCCCAAGACUUGAGAAGCUGAUUCUUGAAGGUUGUACAAAAUUGCUUGAGAUUGACCAGUCCAUUGGAGUUCUUGAAAGACUCGUUGUAUUGAACCUGAAAGACUGCAAAAGGCUUGUGAGUCUUCCAGAAGGUAUGUAUGGUUUAAAGGCACUUAAGGUUGUUAACAUAUCUGGUUGUUCACAACUUGACUACAUGGUGGAGGAAUUGGGGCUCGUCGAAUGUUUGGAGGAGCUUGAUGUAAGUGGAACUGCAAUAAAACAAGCAUCUUGUCCCAUGUUUCACUUCAGGAACCUUAAGGUUUUUUCUCUCAAUGGAUGUAAAGGACAAACGAGUUCCCUGUUAUCCUUGCUGCCUGAAAAAGAUUCAAAUUCAUCAGGUUUCUGCUCUCUCAUGGUAUUAGAUCUGAGUAAUUGUAAUAUACAGGAUGGAACACUUCCCAGCAAUCUCAGUUGCUUAUCCUCGUUGAGAGAAAUUUCUCUGGGUGGCAACAGCUUCAUUAGUCUCCCUGCAAGCAUCAAUCACCUCUCCAAGCUUGAACGAUUAUAUUUGAACAACUGCACAAAUCUUCAGUCCUUGCAGGCAUUUCCCGCAAAUGUACAAUUUAUAAGUGCAUAUGGUUGUUCUUCAUUAGUAAAAUUACCUGAAAAUCUAGAUGCAUCUAGUUCGCGAUCUCGACGAUUCAACUUUUCAAAUUGCUUCAAGUUGGCAAGGAAUCAAGGCUGCAACAACAUUACGUUUAUGAUGCUAAGACGAUACCUGCAGGGGAUGUCUGACCCAAAAACUGGGUUUGACAUAGUUAUUCCCGGAAGCAACAUUCCUAAGUGGUUUAACCAUCAAAGGUUGGGAGACUCUUCAGCAAUUGAUCUGCCACAGAUGAUUUGGGCUGAUAGAAAGUGGAUGGGAUUUGCUCUUUGUGCUGUGUUUAAAAUCAAUGAUCGGGCAGACCGGAACUCCUACUUUGAUCUCGACCUCUCGUGUCUUCUUAAAAUCAACCGACGUACCUGGCACCAUGUCUUUGACGAAGGUUUCCUGACAGCAAUGGAACAAGUUGGUUCAGAUCAGCUUUGGCUUUUCUAUUUGUCACGUUACGAGUUCUUGGGUAUAGACUGGCAGGAAAUAUCGCAGACCACAUCUCGCCAUGUUCUCGAAGUUAAGUUCACAGCCCAUGGUGUUGGCUUUCGUGUCAAGAAGUUUGGGGUCCGUCUGAUAUAUGAACAAGACGUGUUAGAGUUCAACCAGACAAUUAAUCAAUUUCAGAGCUGCGAUUAUGAGAAUUUAGAUAAAUCAGAUGGAGCCUUGGUUAAGAGAGGCUACGAUGAUUAUUGCGAAAAUGAUGGGCCAGAAUCUGCGGGAAAAUGCAGCUUUGAGGAGGAACCACAGCCUAAAAGAUUGAAGGAAUUCAAUUGAAUUUGACAAAUUUCUUUUCAGUCCUCGAUUUUUAUAAAAAGCUCGUCAUAGUACACAUGUUUGUUCCCAAAAGUGGAUGUCUAGGAAUACGAUUAGCGUCUUAACAAUGCAUUGUAUUGCAAUAUAAUUACUGCUGUUAUUAAAGU